UGAACUUUGAACUGCAUAUAUGAUAUAACGGUUACUUGUUAACGAUAUUACCCAACAAUUUCAACAUGUAAAAUGUCAUCAAUUGCUAACUAUUGUUGUCUUCUCAAAAACAACCCAAUUACCCAACUCCGUAAUCACCGAAAUUCACCAUACCAUUUCAUUUUCAACUCGGUUCCAACUCAGUCUCUCACACUUUCACUCUCCUACACUCUCUCAACUCGUUCCAACUCACUCCAGAACCGAGUGUUCUCCCUAAACCCAACAUCUUUCUCUCAAAACAAUCCAUUCAAAGGAAAUUACAGACCCGUUCAAGAACUACUCCUUCUCUUCACAUUCUCAUUGACCCUUCUUUUCCUCCGGCUCUUCUCCAGCGCUCUUCUGUCAAAUUUCCCUCUUCGUUGGCGAAAUCUAGUGGCUUUCGCUCAAAAAAAUGAGCCCAAAACAAGAGCUUAUCCUCCACAUUUAUGGCAAGCAAUUGUUUCUUAUGAAGACAAACGGUUCUUUUCCCAUUUUGGGGUCGACCCAGUUGGGAUUGCUCGUGCAAUUUGGUCGUUAUCGGCUCGCGGUGGCGGGAGCACAAUAACUCAGCAGUGGGGCCUUCUUGUAUACUCGUAAUGGAACAUUUAGAGCUGCUAUCUUCAAUCCUGGAGCUCAGCAAAUGAACUUUUACUUGUGCAUCAUCCAUGUUGCAUCCAACACCAUCAUCUGGUCUGCUAAUCGUGAUACUUCAAUUUCAAGUUCUGGAAAAAUGUAUCUUACACUCGAAGGAAUUACAAUUUCUGAUCAAAAUAGAAAUCUCAAAUGGUCAACUCCACCACUGAGCUCAUCAGUGCAUGCAUUACAGCUGACUGAGAUGGGUAAUCUUGUUUUACUUGAUCAGUUUAAUGGCUCUCUUUGGGAGAGCUUCCACCACCCAACAGACACAAUUGUGAUUGGACAACGCUUAGCUUCUGGGAUGUUACUAUCUAGUGCUGUAUCAGAUAACAACUUUUCAACAGGUGAUUAUAGCCUUACACUUAGAGCUUCAGAUGCAAUACUACAGUGGCAUGGACAGACAUAUUGGAAAUUGUCAAUGAAUACAAAGGCUUAUUGGAACUCAAAUUAUGUGGUGGAAUAUCUGGCUAUUAACCGAACGGGUCUCUUUUUGUUUGGUAAUAAUGGAUCAGCAGUGGUCAUUCAGGUGGCCUUAUCACCUUCCAACUUCCAAAUUGCUAGGCUUGAUUCCUCUGGCCAGUUUACUGUACUUGGUUUAUCUGCUGAUGGCUUGGAACAGCAGUUUGUGGGGCCCGAUGAUGGUUGUGAAAUCCCAUUCAUCUGUGGCAGAGUAGGAUUGUGUACUGAUGGAACUACAUCCAGCUCCCCUACUUGUUCAUGUCCAACACAAUUCCAUGUAGCUUUACAGAAUGCAACUGGCUGUGUGCCAAGUGACGCUUCUCAUUCUCUUCCAGUUGCUUGUCAAUCAACCAGAAAUGGUAGUCAGUUGAAUUCAUCUGUUGUUUCAUAUUCAGGGGUCGGCUAUGGGAUGGAUUACUUCUCUAAUCAUUUCUCUGAGCCUAUUAAGUACGGAGUAAAUUUGUCAGUUUGUCAAGAUUUCUGCUCACGGGAAUGCUCUUGCUUAGGAAUUUUCUAUGAAAAUUCAUCAGGUUCUUGCUAUGUACUUGAGAACGUGUUGGGCUCCAUUAUGUUGGGCAGUGGAGGUGAUGUUAAUCUGCUGGGCUACAUCAAAGUUCUUAUUGGGCCUACUCUAACAAACUUUAAUCCUAACAAUGAUUUGAGGGACCAAAAUCAAGACUUUCCAGUGGCUGCUCUUGUGCUCUUACCUUUCACUGGGUUCUUUCUGUUAAUAGCUCUAAGUUUCCUCUGGUGGAGAAGAUGGAGACUCAAAAAUGCUAUGGAUGAGAAGUUAGGCCACCGGAACUCACUUUCCUCUGGAGACCUAGACACCUUCUACAUCCCAGGCUUACCUCAAAGGUUUGACUAUGAAGAGCUUGAGGUGGCUACUGAUAAUUUUAAGUUCUUGAUUGGAUCAGGCGGGUUUGGUGCUGUAUACAAGGGUACACUGCUUGAUAAAACUGUUGUGGCAGUGAAAAAGAUCACAAAUUUAGGUGUUCAAGGGAAAAAGGAAUUCUGUACUGAGAUUGCAGUUAUUGGGAAUAUUCACCAUGUCAAUUUGGUCAAAUUGAGAGGGUUUUGUGCCCAAGGAAGAAAAUGCCUAUUAGUUUAUGAGUAUAUGAAUCGUGGCUCACUGGAUCGUAACCUCUUUGGAAAUGGUCCCGUUUUAGAAUGGCAAGAGAGGUUCGAUAUAGCACUUGGAACUGCACGUGGACUUGCUUACUUGCACAGUGGUUGUGAACAUAAGAUCAUCCAUUUUGAUAUCAAACCAGAAAACAUUCUCUUGCACGAUCAUUUUCAGGCAAAGAUCUCAGAUUUUGGGCUUUCAAAGCUUUUAACUCCUGAACAGUCUAGUCUGUUUACAACAAUGAGGGGUACUCGUGGAUAUCUUGCACCUGAGUGGCUUACUAACUCUGCAAUUUCAGAAAAAACUGAUGUUUAUAGUUUCGGAAUGGUACUGCUUGAACUUGUGAGUGGAAGGAAAAAUUGCUCGGUACGAUCUCAAAGCCAUAGCUUGGAUGACAGGAAUAGUAGUGGAGUUCACUCGUCAUCGUCAUCAGCGUCAGGACUUGUUUAUUUUCCACUACUUGCACUGGAAAUGCAUGAGCAAGGGAGGUACUUGGAGCUUGUGGACCCCAGGUUAGAAAAGCGAGUGACAAGUAAAGAGGUGGAAAUAUUGGUGCAAGUCGCUUUGUGCUGUGUUCACGAGGAACCAGUAUUACGGCCAAACAUGUCCACUGUUGUUGGCAUGUUAGAAGGAGAGAUCCCUUUAGGUCAUCCAAGACUCAAGUCUUUGAAUUUCUUGCGCUUUUAUGGGCGUAGAUUUACUGAGGCGUCUAUGAUAGAAGAAGAAAAUGGGCAAAGUGAUGUUAUGUUUUUUGCGCAAGCAGAUGCUUCCCCCACUAGCACUAGAAUUGGCUCAAAUACUUGUUUUUCUUAUGUCUCUUCACAGCAGGUUUCUGGCCCAAGAUAAGGUUUAGUGGAUGAUAUUUUGGGAGCUCUGUAUAGUUUAUUGGGGAUGAAUUAAUGGUCAUAAGGUGCACGUGGUUCAAAGUUUAAAUUGUUCAUUUUAUUCAAUUUGUACUUCACAAAGUUCAGGGUUCAAUGGAUGUUUAUGAUAUGUAUGGCUUAUACAAAGUGUUAUUUGGGUUGAAUAAUUAGAGUUAGCACCAGACUAUAAGUUGUCCAUUUAUUUUCUAUAAUAAAUAUUUUUCCA
Pistacia vera is the source of this 3328-nucleotide messenger RNA. Its product is annotated as G-type lectin S-receptor-like serine/threonine-protein kinase At5g35370. Gene Ontology annotation, molecular function: ATP binding; protein serine/threonine kinase activity. The transcript has 2 exons. Gene Ontology annotation, biological process: protein phosphorylation. Lineage: Eukaryota; Viridiplantae; Streptophyta; Magnoliopsida; Sapindales; Anacardiaceae. The record is from RefSeq and is a predicted model, not a curated record. Bases 659 to 3085 code for a protein of 808 amino acids.